Girardinichthys multiradiatus is the source of this 2052-nucleotide messenger RNA. RefSeq names its product actin-binding Rho-activating protein-like. The transcript is spliced from 3 exons. Gene Ontology annotation, molecular function: actin binding. Gene Ontology annotation, biological process: positive regulation of Rho protein signal transduction. Lineage: Eukaryota; Metazoa; Chordata; Actinopteri; Cyprinodontiformes; Goodeidae. The coding region runs from base 331 to 864 and encodes 177 amino acids. The record is from RefSeq and is a predicted model, not a curated record.
UUACCGGCAACCUAAAAUCCAGAUUAUCGUGAGCAAGAUGGAACAGAUACUGGAGGCAUGAUCUGCUACCGGAGGCGGCCAUGACGGGUGCGCAUUCAAAACAAGUCCGGCUGACGUGCAGAAAAGAGUCAGUCUGUGAUUGGCUGCCCGGACAUGUCCUCCUCCCCAUUGGCCGAGGCAGAUGCCCAUCAGAUGGGUUUGCGUGUGGAUCUGAAGGCUUCCGCUCUGCUGCGCCUGUCAGCAACUGCAGCGUUAAUAAAGGGCAUCAGCUGGAGAACCGGGAAGUACUGAAGUUUGGCCGCAUUUAGAAAGAAAUGACGGGAGUGAAUAAUGGGGACCAACAGCCAGAGGAGCCCCUUUAAAACUCAGGUUGAUGUCAACGCUUCUGCUCAGUGUGAUGAUGACAAUACGAUGCCCAUAGUGUCUGUCAAAGGCCUCAAAGAAAACUGGCAGAAGUGGUCCAGCGAGCAUCAGGAAAACCAGAAGCUCAACCCCUUCAGUCAUGACACCAGGCUGAGUGCGGUGGCCCCUCAGAGGGGACAGGAUGAUUACGGGAAACCCCAGGAGGGGUCUCUGACUGAGAAACGUGGGAAGGAGGCUCACACACACAUUGGCAGAGAGGUCCAGAAGCUGUGCGAGGUGAUAAGGAACAUUGGAGAGCUGAAGGAGGACGGGGACAGACACGAUAGCCAUAAGAAAGUGAUCACGGUUGAAUUUGGGAAACUUUUUGAACAUUAUGUGACAAUCUCUAAUACACUAGUGGGAAUUCUUUUACGGGCCAGAAAACAGGGACUGGUGGACUUCAAGGGGGAGAUGCUGUGGCAAGGAAAGGAUGAUCAUGUAGUGAUCACUUUGUUGGAAUAACCAGAUAUUUGGAUUUGUACUGAUGCCUUGAUUCAUGUUGCACUUAGCAUGCAGGUGCACCACUACACACUGUAGAGAGAGUAGCAUGAUUUCGAUUCAAUGGCUACAACAGGUCCAAAUGCUUCGCCCGUCACAAAAAUCAAAACCAAAUCAUUUCCCUUCCACCACCAUGCUUGAUAGGUGGUAUUAGAAACUAUUCCCAGAUUAGUAAAAAGAUCUAGACUAGCUUUUCCUUUGACCAAGGUAAAACCACCAGGCCUAUGUCAUGAAAUAGUAUAACCAACUUUACAAAGAAACCUAAGAUAUAUUUUUUUCAUUCUAAAAUACAGUAGCACAUACAUUACUGAAGAUUCAAAGGGAAAAUACGAGCAGGGCGUAUGGAAAUAGACUGAAAUAAGGAAAUUAGAAUGAACAGCUCCUACAGUGUACCCAUCCACGAUCUUAGUAAGGCCGAAGACCUCCAAAACAAGAGUUCCCAAACAUGCCCAAAAACACUUUUAAUACAGGAUAUCAACUGACAAUAAAGAAGGAUGACACUCUGUACAGUAAUGGGGAAAUCAUUUCAAAUGACAGUUUUUUGGAUACAUAUAUCGGUUUCUCACAUUGUUCAGGAGGGAUUUUGGCCAACCCUUCAAUAAAGCAUUUUGUUUCAUUAAGGUUUGCACCUCUCUCAGGUCCCACCACAGCAACUGACAAUAAUUAGGUCUGGACUGACAGGGCGAUUGCAACAUUUUCUUCUGUUUCAGCCAUCCCAUUGUAGAUUUAUUGCUGUGUUUGGGAUCUUUGUCCCAUUAAAUGCACAGUUUGAACCAAGCUUCAGCUGUGAGAAAGAUGAUCUUACAUUUGACCAGUAUACUUUGGUCUAGAAGAGAAUUCAUGGUCAACUCAAAGAUGUCCAUGGGCAAGGGUCUUUAAAACAAGGCCUAAUUCAUCACCCAUCCACCACAAUGCUUGACAAUUGGUCUGAGCAACUAUUUCCUUUCUAAAACCAGCAAGUAUGCACUGUUUUUUCCAUUAAUGUAUUUGUUUAGGGUAUUUCACCAACACUUGUUCUACCUUUGGUUAGUAAAACAAUAUUGUUUGUUAAAUUAUUCCAUCUUCAAGACAUUGCUUGCUGUUGUAAGUCUAUGAAUUUGAAAAAGAAAUGUACAAAUCCUAGAUGUAUUAAAGUCCUAGAGUUUUUCAUUA